Aureobasidium vineae is the source of this 597-nucleotide messenger RNA. The record is from the annotation of a GenBank genome assembly. NCBI's taxonomy places the organism in Eukaryota, Fungi, Ascomycota, Dothideomycetes, Dothideales, Saccotheciaceae.
AUGCCUACCUCACAGCCCCUUCUACUCUCGGACAUGGACGUAGCCGCAGCACUUUCUAUUCGGCUUCUUACAUCCCCUGAAGAAGGCCAGGACAUCUGUAGACACUGUGAUAGGGCCUAUACCUUCGCCCACGAAGACGCCUGCCGUGCUAGGACUAGACAGACAAUUGUCAAACAUAAUAAGGUGUGCCAGGCGUUGACUACGGCCCUACAGACCGACCCACAAAACAAAGUCACCCUAGAGCCACAAGGAGACUACCGAGGAAUCCGGACAGACAUUAGAAUCGACAACCCUAAGGGAACCACCUACCUAGAUGUGUCCAUCAUUUCCCUAGGCAAGGAAACCGCUAGGAAGGACCCUAAUAGCACCCUAUCGGCCGCGGAAAGGGCUAAGAAGCUCAAAUACCAAACCCUAGGCCGAGCUUUUAAGCCGUUUAUCCUUAGCCAAGGAGGCCUUCUAGGAAAGGAGACCUCACAAACCUACAAAGAAUUCCAAAAGUCCCUUGGUCCUAGCACCUCGGAGUGGCUAGAUAAGUAUAUCUCUACCACUCUAGUAAGACUCCGGGCUAGGAACUGGCUAGGAUAUGGUAUAGACUAG